UACCCAGUGCUUGAGAGAGUUCGUUACUUCGUGGGAACGCGUUCCUACGUGAAGUACGUUGCGAUAUAUCACGAUAUAUCGCACCGGUGCGACGGUACUGUAUUCCGUUUCGCGCUUUACUUCGUUAUUGUCACGCUCGCGCGCGUGCGGUCGAAGUAACACAGAAGUCCUCGGCGCGUCUCUCCUUCGCGCGUUAACCUUCCGAGUUCCGCGACCGGUUUCUCUCCGGAAUAAUCCUUACAAUUAAUUAGUGUCAACGACGUAGCUCCGCCCGCGAUCUGUGUGUGCAUUAUGUGUGAUCAGUGCGCGGGAUAAUGUGACGCCGUGCGCCACGUUUUCGAAACGCGCGCUCGUCGGAAGAUCCGGAGGUUUUCGGGAGUGCCGACUAGUGCGAGAGCGAGAGGCGAGGUCUCGUUUAGUAAAACCGCGAUAGUGUCGUAGCGGCCGUGCGUGCGGCGUCCUUUGUGGUCGGCGACACGGGGAGAGCAACAAGAGGAGAGUAUACGGGACGAGAGAGGAGGGCGAAAGGACGGAAGGUGCCCGUGAGAGUAGUACGGCGUGAAGUUGCUGCCGCUAUACGAUUAACGGAUACGAGCGACGAGCAGCCGCCGCGCCGGACGGUGACGGGGAGGAUUAAACAUAGUGCUAUUUGCGGUCCAGAGCAUUUAUAUUGAAAAGCAUCAAUCAUCCCAACAUCUCGCCAUCAUAUUGCUGCAAGCUGCGAAGUUUCCGACAGUUUUCUGUCCAAUUCAGGCGGAUACAGAAAAUGAUUAUUUGGACCAUGUUUGAACGGAGCUGCGAACAGAAUGCCGACCGCUGAGCGACAUGAUCACACCGUCCAUGUAGCCCAGGAGAAGUUAUCCCAGUUCGACACGUAGGAUUCCUCGAGAUGAUACCGAGAACGGCGAGCCGGUGGCUGCUUUGUGUGGCGCUUACGGUCGCCCUGUGUCAAGGCCAGGAGGACUGGAUGCAGUGCUCGUCGACGUGCAAGUGCAAAUGGGUGUCCGGUAAGAAGACCGCCGAGUGCAUUAAGCAGAAUCUCACGCAGGUGCCGGGGGAUCUCUCGCCCGAGAUCCAGAGUCUCGAUUUGACCGGCAAUCGCAUAACUCAUCUCGUACGCGAUGCGUUCAGCCGCGUAAAUCUGGUUAAUCUGCAUAAGCUGUCGUUGCGCGAUUGCGGCAUCGAGUCGAUUAACAGGGACGCUUUCAGCGACUUGAAGAUCAUCAUCGAGAUCGACCUGUCGGGCAACAAUAUUCGCAGUCUGCAUCCAAGUGUCUUUUACGAAACUCAAAAGUUGCGAGUGCUGCUACUCGAUCAGAACAAAUUGAGAAUGCUGGAUAACGGUCUGUUCUUCAAUCUCACUUUCUUGCAGAAAGUCACGUUGUCAGACAAUAGAUUGGAGCGCAUCGAGGAGCAGGCGUUUCGCAAUUUGCCAAACUUGCAUUCCCUCGCGUUGGACGGGAAUAAUUUCAGCACUCUGCAACUGCAAAGCUUCGAGAGUCUGCCCAAGCUCGGCAGUCUCGAGCUCCAGAAUAAUCCAUGGAACUGCAACUGCCACCUCAAAAAGUUCCGCGAUUGGGCGAUUCAGCGCAAGUUGUACACACAGCCAACCACUUGCCAGCAACCGCUCCACAUGAUCGGCAAGAUGUGGGACGAAGUUAGUAGCGACGAUUUCGCGUGCAGACCGAAGAUCACCAACAUCGAGCCGUCGAACAAAAUCGAGGCAGCCAAAGGAAAUGUGACAAUAUCGUGCAGGGCAACGGGAAUUCCACAUCCUGAGUUAUCAUGGACGAAUCGUAAUCGCCCUAUAGUCAACAGUACCAAACGCACGGGCGAUAAAUUGUACGUACUGUUGGGCAAUCAUGAUUGGUUAAAUCUCACUAUCGUCGAUGCGCAGCCUUCCGACAAAGGUGACUACAUUUGCCACGCGAAGAGUCCGGGCGGCGAAGCGGAGAAAAACGUGACUUUAUCCAUAAUGGGCGAUGCUCUAGGCGGUAGAGAGAACUUCAUCAGUCUGCCUCUCGCUAUCGGACUAGGUGUCACCGCGUUGUGUCUGUUGAUUGUCACAGUAGUGCUCUGCGUGUGCUACUGUCGUCGUCGACACACCAGGCACGACGAGAAAGGCCUCGAAGCGGCGUCCCUGGAGCACCACGGUCUCGGUGAACAGGAGAAAUCCCUGAUUACGACCAUUAACCCGGUCGUAAAGCCCCCGAGGCGCUACGAGGCGCCGUCGGUGACAUCGCAUAGUACGGAGAUGACGGAGCUGAACCGCACGUUGCUCGACAACGACUCGGUUUUCGCUGACGGUGUCGGGAGCGGUGUCGUCGGCGGGGUAGGCGGCGGCGUAGGCGACGACGACAAGGAGCACGAACGAGCCACACCGGAACUCGACGGGGGUGGCAACGGCGGCAGCGUCGGCGGCGGCGGCGGCGGCGGCGGCGGCGGCACAUUGCCACGCGGGGGUGCCGGUUACCACCACCGACAAUAUCCGCCGGAUCUCUUGGCCUUCUCCGGCGGUCGCGGCGCAUCGCCAACUAGCCAGGCGUCAACAGCGCCUGACAGCACGCGUCUGCCUAGUCAGCAAAUGAUAGCACCGGCGACGACGGCGGCGGCGACAACGGCUGCGACGGCCUCAUCGUACGGCUCGCCGCCGUCAGGCCAGUACCAUCCGGCCGCCUUCAAGACGCUGCCACACAGCCGCAGCGCGACACCGUAUAGUCUCGGACCGUCAUCGUCGUCGUCGUUGGCGCCGGUGCUACCUCGUCACGGUUAUGUGACGAUUCCGCGACGACCGCGAGCGCCUAGCUGGAGCAGUGCACCCCCGACGUCGCCCACUGACGCUGUCGAGCCGGUGUACGACAAUCUGGGGCUACGCACUACGGCGGAUGGCAGCUCGAUGUUGUCGCUGAAUAAGAGUCCGGAACCGGCGGCCUCGUCCAUGAGGGGCCGGCCGCUUCCGUGCACGCCGGGGGGUUCGCACUACGGAUCGAUCCAGCGUAGCACUCCGAAUAUCUUGACGAGUAAUCCGUUGGACAGAGUGGCGCCGGAAGGUGCAGCUGAAUGGCCGCUCAAGUUGACGGACGAGAGCAUGGACGGCGGUCAUCUGUUACUCACGCAGCAGCAACAGCAGCAGCAGCAGCAACAGGCAACCGCCAGCAGCAACACUCUCGGUAGAAAGGUGCCGCCGAGACCGCCGCCAAAGCCCAAGAAGAAAUCCGCCAAUGGACCGACGUUGUACGAGGAUGAGGGUGAGGAUGGCACGGAAGUAUGAUAUCACGGGCAUCGUCCGCGAUGAGAGCGACUGGUCGUAGUACGCCACGAUGGGGCGUGCGUGACCACACUUACAAUAAACCGGUAGUGCCUUUCGAGACGCGUGUCUCGCACGUGCGAGACUUCCACUCCGUUCAGCGAGUCGCAGUUCUGGAGAAUGAACAAAACGAGGGGACUCUUCUGGGAGAGACUUUCUGGGAUCUACGGAUGGACACGGGUGGUUCGCCGAAAUCGCUGACGAUGACAUUUUAGAGGAGGACACGCCGGUCGGACAUUCGUGUCACCUAUAUUCCCCUUCCUCAACUUUCCUUUCCUGUAAGUUAUCUUGUAAGUUAUUUAUUGAACGUUACGGAGCACCCGGAGUAUCCGAAAUCAGCAAAUCGUGAUCUACAUGAAUUAUUUACCCAACGAUCCGAUCGUUCAAUGGAUCCUUCCUUGUCUCUCAUCUCCUCCUAUCUAUGUAUCUUUUUCUCUUCUCCUCCCCCCCCCCUCCUUUUUUUAAUCAGGUUCCUUUAGCGUUUUAUUUGACGCUCGCCACGCGCCAUGAGGUGAUAACGUGAUAAUGUGAAUAAGGUUGCGGACAUUGCUACCGGUAUUAAUUGAUAAGGCGAAACCUGUUCGCGUUUUGUGUGAAAUUUACGUGGAGCACGAAGCAACUGGAAGUGCUGAACGCGAGUCAUUCCGCGAAGAGCGAUACCAGUGAAUUCGUCUUCUAUUCGUGUUGUACCCCGCAGUGGGAAAUCGCGAUCGUAACGGCGCGAUUCGCGUGUAUAGACGGAAGUGUUAAGGUUCAGGCAAGGCAACGUUUUGCACAUGUUACAUUUAUGCGGUAAACAUGAUGAGAAUUUAAUAUUGUUAAGAAUUUAUCUAGUUGUUAUACGCCUAUUGCGUUUUCUUUUUUGACAUUGAAAUUCUGACGCCUGUAUCGAAUCGUAGCAAGACUCGUUGCAUUCGCAAGCAACACGAACUCUCGUGCUAAGCUUACGCCGAAAAUGGCGUAAUGAUCUGUGUCCCUUCUCCUUCUGUAAACGCAUCGUUAGAUCGUGUUCGUACCCGUAGGGGUAACUCCGUAUUCUCGUCUCAGCGAUGUUUGCGUCUUAAAUCAUCGACAGAUAUAUCGCGAUAUGAUCACUGCAAUGAUUGUAGCGGCAAAUUGAUUAUCAGUAAUAUAAGCAAAUAUCGUUGAUGUCAGUCCCUUA
Messenger RNA from Trachymyrmex septentrionalis, 4469 nucleotides. RefSeq lists its product as uncharacterized. Gene Ontology annotation, molecular function: protein binding. The coding region runs from base 890 to 3271 and encodes 793 amino acids. The transcript is spliced from 8 exons. Lineage: Eukaryota; Metazoa; Arthropoda; Insecta; Hymenoptera; Formicidae. The record is from RefSeq and is a predicted model, not a curated record.